Messenger RNA from Aphanomyces astaci, 970 nucleotides. RefSeq lists its product as hypothetical. The record is from RefSeq and is a predicted model, not a curated record. Lineage: Eukaryota; Oomycota; Saprolegniomycetes; Saprolegniales; Verrucalvaceae. Bases 76 to 933 code for a protein of 285 amino acids. The transcript has 6 exons.
GCGAAACUCGACAUAAAGAAGUGAGGUGGCGGUCCAAAGAUCUGCUGGCAUCGACAUCGAAACGAUUGAGUCAAGAUGGAGGGCAUGUUCAACUACUUCAUUCCGGACGACGGCGACACGCCGGACCACCUCAACAUAUUCCCCAUCCCAUCACAGCACAAGAACAGCUUGAAGCUCUCUCACAUCAAGAAGGAGUUCCCGAUACCCGGACAGUUCCACUUUCGAUUCAAGCAAGCGUUCGAGGGCACGUAUGUGUGGCUGGACGUUGACGACGACGACCCGGUGCCUGACUUCAACGGCCUCAUCAUCAGCAAGAUCUCGCGCAUCUCGGACAGCGAAGUACCAUCGCCCUCCGCCAAUACGUCGUCUGCACCGAACAAGUCGGCUUCGUCGGUACUUCCCCGCGUGUCUACUUCUCCCGCAGCAGUCCCCGACCUCAUUCAAACCAACGUGGCUACGCCGAAAGCAGCGGACGCGGCGGCACCCAAGGUGUUCAAUGACGACCUCGUUGGCCUGAUGUCCACGCCGAUCACGAGCCAAUCGCCGCGUGGCCCCGCCAACCCGUCCCCAUCAGCUCAGUCACAACAGAAACCGGGGGACGCAUUCGACGUAUUUGCCGGAGCUCCUUCGACCAUCAAACCGCCGACGCCGCGAGGUGCGCCGUCGCCAAUGAACCCUCCGCCCCCUGGCGCCAUGAACCAGUUCAACAACAUGCCUGGUCAGUUUGGCAUGGGCGGCCAGCAGCCGCAGCCGUUCAACCUCGGCCGUCCGCCCAUGAUGAACAACGUGAAUCCGGCGAUGGGGCGCCCGCCGCCGAUGCAGCCGCCGCCGAAUGCCAACGGCUUCAACAACCUCCAGUGGCAAGGCAUGAACCCCAUGCAGCAGCAGCAGCAACGCCCCCCUGGAGGCCAACCCCCCCGGCAGAAUUGGUAGACAGGCUAUUGAAUACACAUGUACCUGUGAUACCUCA